GCCCUCGACAGUCGCGUCCGUGCAAGUUCACCGUAGGGUAACGUGAAGUGAUAGACAAAAGUGUCGAGCAACGACUUCAACAAUGGAAACGGGAAAUUAUCAUGCGAUGGCAAGUGGAAGCUAUAUGAUCGGAAAUGAAUAUGAAUUAUUUCCCGAGUACGCGUCGUACUUAACUCAUGACACUGAGGAUGAGGAGGAUAUACGGCAAAAUACGCUGAUGGAUAUAGUCGAUAAUAUUUCAGCAGAAGAUUUAAACGCUGUGUACAAUUCCAUUUAUAGCAACGAAGAAAAUAGCGGAACGAAAGAGUUUGUUGAAGAUUUGUUUGCAAACUCCCUACAGUCAUUUUGUGAAGAGGACUAUUUAAUGACACCUAGCAAGAACAUAUAUAUAUACAAAGAUAUGAUUGAAAUAAAUCAAAGGCCUUUGGAAUUGAAAGAAUUAAAAAUAAAGGAAGAAAAACAAGAAACUGAAGCUGCAUCUGAAAUAAUUGGUAAUACAGUAAUAAAAACGGAAAUAGAGGAUAUUACUGAACAAGAAAUAAAAGAUGAAGUAUUUAAACCUCCAACAAGUAAUACUCUGCCUGUAUUGUCUUACAUAAAAAAUAAAAAUAAAGCAGAUAUCAAGACAAAAAAUCAAAAUGUAAGAGAGAAAAAGAAAAUAAAAGAAGAUACAAUAGUAACCCAAAAUACAAUAAUUAAAAAAAUCAAGGUAGAGGAGCAAGAAGAUUGUGUGGAUGUUGAAACAAUACCACGAGAUGAAAUACCAAUACUGGAAGCACACGAUGCAAAGAGUUUACUGGAAAAAUUCGAGGCUUGUGAAAAUCCAAAUCCAUGCGAUAAAUUAAUUGUUAAAAAAGAUCUCACAUAUGACACAAGACCAAACAAAACAUGUCAAGUGACUCAAGAGUGUCGGGUUGAUAUAUCGGAGAAAUCCGUUUCUCAAGUUUCCAAUCAACAAACCUCAAUUUUAUCCAAAAAAAUAAUUAAUAAAACAAAGUUAUCAGAGCGUAAAAAAUCUAGUCCGUUAAAUAUACGAGGUAGUAAACGUAAGAGUACACGAAUGCAAGACGAAGCUUUUUGUAACAAAACUUUAAAGAUAGAUUCUACAGUACCAAAUGAUGCUAAGAGUCCAAUAUUCAAAAGAAGUUUGGUACAGUUGGAUCACGAUUAUUGCAAUAAUGACAACUUUCAUACCACGAAUUAUAAUAGCAAUAAAACUACAAAAUCUACGUCUGUAUUAAGAUUGAACCAAUUUAAACAUUGGGACCAACUCACAAGAUGUCACAAUAACGGCAGUUCAAAUAAACAAUGCCACCUGGAAUCAACUAAUAUAUGUGACACUAAUGAAAAACCAACAGUCUUACAAAAUAAAAUCAAAGAUGAUUGGCUCGAAAAUUAUCAUAAAGAUUAUCAAAAAGAGACUCUUGUCAAACACUCCCACGACUUAAAUAAUUCACCAACUGUUAAAAAUAUAAAUAUUUCAAAUGCAUCUUCAACCGUUGAACCUUUUCUUCUUUCUAUUCGUUCACCUUUAGCUAGAAAAAUCAUCCUACAAUCACAGAAACAUGUAUCACCUAAAACGAAUAUUGUGAAAACGAAUUCUAAAAUACAAUAUAUUUCUGUAUUGAAGAAUCCACCAAACCCAUCACAAUCACAGUUCGCGAUAAAUAAUCCUAAUAAAAAUAGAGUAACCACUAUAAAUAGUUCAGAUAAUGAAGUACAAAAUAUAAUUGUACAAAAUACUCAAGACACGCUGCCGCAUCAUGAAGAAGAUAAAACAUCUCGUGUUAAAAUUAGUGUAUUAGAAUAUCGAAAAAGAAUAUCGAACGAUAAAACUCGUAAUGACAAACCCAUGAUAAUGAAAGAGUCAUCUCGAACUGUACUAGUGGAUAUUUAUCAUGCUUCAACCAUGAAACCAUUACUCAAACCUGAUCAAGAGAUAAAGGAUACGUUUUGGUGUGAAAGAGAAAUUAUGCCAUGUUGGAAAAAGGUAUCGGAUAUACAAGAAGAAAAAAAUAAACCAAAACUAUCUACUCGCCAUAUACAAACACAAACAGACGAAACUAUUUUUGAAUAUUUAAAAUCAGUAGAUGUUGAGGAGGAAGAUGAGAAAAUUAUGGAAGGAAACCAAGAAAGGGAAAGAAGUACAAAAAAUGAAAGACAAAAAUCUUGCGAAGAAGUCUCUCGCAGUUUGAGUCGAUCUAGAUCAAAAAGCAGUAGCAGGUAUACAGCAAGCAGCAGUAGGUAUACAACAAGCAGUAGCAGCAGCAGCAGAAGCAGCAGCAGAAGCAGGAGUAGAAGUAACAUUAAAAGGAGUAGAGACAGAAGAAGAAAUAGAAGCAAAAGUAAAAAUCGGAGCGGAAAGAGAAGUAGAAGUAAGAGCAGGACUAGAAAUAGGAACAGAAGCCGAAGUAUUAGUAUACAUAGAAGGAGCACAAGCAGAAGCAACAAUAGGAGUAGCAGUAGGAGUAGAAGUAGGAGUAGAUCUCGAGUAAAUCAACGUAGCAGCCGACGAACAAUAAGUCAUCGCACGCGACGCAGCUCUGUUACUUCAACUAGCAGUUGGACGUCGUCUCUAUCUAUUUCAUUGAGAUCAAAGCAUUCGUAUACACAUUCUAGAUCUCGAUCCCACAUUCGAUCUCGAUCUAGAUCCAGAUCUAGAUCUUCUGAACGAUUUUAUUCUAAACGUUCAAGGUCUCCCUCGGCUUCUAAUCUUCGAAGAAAUAAAUGGUCUAAUCAACGAAGAACGGACAGUAGAGAUCGCGAAAGAAAUUAUGAUAAAUAUGAGAGACGCGAAAGAAGUUACGGUAAAUAUGAUAGACGCGAAAGAAGUUAUGAUAAAUAUGAGAGGAGUUCUUUUGCCAAUCGCCAUGACAACAGAAGUUAUAGUAGAUCACCAUUAAAUUCUUAUUCCGAAACCUGUGAUAAUUGGCACAACAGAAAAAAGCAAAGAGAAAUAGAAGAACGUAGAGUAGUAUAUGUAGGACGCAUAGAUGAAGGAAUUACCAAAUCUGAUCUACGUAAAAGGUUUGAGGUUUUUGGACCUGUUGAAGAUAUCAGUGUACAUUUUCGUGAACAUGGCGAAAACUACGGUUUUAUCACUUUUUUGUACAACAACGAUGCCUACGAAGCCGUGGAGCAUGGUAAUGACAAUCCAUCUUUACCUGAAUACACUCUAUCUUUUGGGGGUCGUAGAGCGUUUUGCAAAUCCAAAUACGCCGAUCUUGACAAUGUUGAAGAUGAUGAUCCUAUUAGGAGGCCUCAUAAUGAAGAAAUGUCUUAUGAUUAUCUCUUAAAGUCAACAGCAUAUAUGCUUAAAAAAAAAGUUUGA
This is a messenger RNA of Cyphomyrmex costatus, 3331 nucleotides long. RefSeq lists its product as uncharacterized. Gene Ontology annotation, biological process: positive regulation of transcription by RNA polymerase II. Gene Ontology annotation, molecular function: RNA binding; transcription factor binding. Lineage: Eukaryota; Metazoa; Arthropoda; Insecta; Hymenoptera; Formicidae. The record is from RefSeq and is a predicted model, not a curated record. The coding region runs from base 83 to 3331 and encodes 1082 amino acids. Gene Ontology annotation, cellular component: nucleus. The transcript has 15 exons.